UUACUCGAAAGUAUCGUUUACGGAAAGAAUACAGUCGUCUGAUACGGUGAAUAAAAGAAUAUCUUAAAAAUGGAAACCAUCAAUGUCACCAAGAAUAAUGAUAUUAACAAAUUGUUCUCAUUUGAAGAAGUGAAGGAGGUAACAAAACGCGCGCUGAGUAAUGAUGCCAAUCUAAUAGAAUACGCUAUUCGACCGUACUCCAGCGGCAGGCUCGGAUAUCUCAGCUCUCAUUAUCGGCUCGAUGUAAUAGCUAUGAGGAAAAAGGAAACCAUUACUCUUUCAUUCUUUAUAAAGGCCGUACCUUAUGAGGUGCCCGAUUCAGCUGACUACGUUAUAGAAAAGGGUGUCUUCAAGCAAGAGACAAUGUUUUAUAACGUCAUAAUGCCGUUACUUCUCGAAGGAUAUUGCGGAGAAUCGUGGGCGGCGAUGUGUUACAAAAUAAAGAGCGAUUCGAUGGUCCUUGAGGAAUUAAGUGAUAAGGGCUACUCGAUACGGGACAAAUUAUUCGACAAGUCACUCGUAAGUGCGGGUUUAAGCACUCUCGCGCGAAUGCAUGCCGCUUCUUUGUUGGCGGAAACUCGUCUCGGCACAUCUCUCAACCGGCUGUAUCCUGACGCCUUCGUGGAGAGAGGCUACGCUCAUGAAGGGAUGACGCGAGAGUGGAUGCAAUCAGGCAUCGACGUAGCCGCAGUCGUAGCCGAAAGUAUGGGAUACGAUCCCGACCUGAUACGUUCGGUCUGCGAAGAGAUAUAUCAUACUACAAAGCCAUCGCGCACGAAGACGAACGUGGUUAGUCACGGGGAUCUUUGGGCCAACAAUCUUCUCUUCAAUAACGACGUGCCGCCUAAAUGCUUGCUGGUAGACUUCCAAUUAUUGAGAUACUCUCCACUAGCGCACGAUGUGGCACAGUUAUUGUAUUUGUGUACAGACCGAAGCUUCCGAGAGACUUGGGAGAGCACCAUGUUGCAUCAUUAUUAUGACACGUUGCGGGAAACUCUGAACAUGCACGAAAUCCGUGUGCAAAUACCCCCAUGGUCAGAACUGAUCGAAGGUAUGGAGGAACAACGUCUAGGCGCCGUUAUUACCACGGUACUCUUCUUUCCUACGGUUUUAAUGGACGAGAAUCUUAGCGCGCAAUUAAUGAACAAUCCGGCGUCUUACAUGAAGUUCUAUUUUCGAGACAAGAAAGAGUUCGUCCUCUUAAACAUGAAGAAAGAUCCGAUUUACAAUAAAAGGAUCAGCGAAGCUAUCAUCGAACUCGCCGAAUUUGCUUUGCGAUUAGACCAAUUACCAAAACCAUCUUAAAAAAUUAGGAUGACGCGAUUGUCG
Mycetomoellerius zeteki is the source of this 1329-nucleotide messenger RNA. RefSeq lists its product as uncharacterized. Lineage: Eukaryota; Metazoa; Arthropoda; Insecta; Hymenoptera; Formicidae. The coding region runs from base 70 to 1305 and encodes 411 amino acids. The record is from RefSeq and is a predicted model, not a curated record. The transcript has 2 exons.